Messenger RNA from Xenopus tropicalis (tropical clawed frog), 1086 nucleotides. It is a transcript of the gene cdca9, whose product is annotated as cell division cycle associated 9. The record is from RefSeq and is marked provisional. Lineage: Eukaryota; Metazoa; Chordata; Amphibia; Anura; Pipidae. Gene Ontology annotation, cellular component: nucleus; chromosome, centromeric region; spindle.
CUUAGUUGUCUUAAUAAAGCACACAUGAAUAUGUUCUGAGGUCUGCUCUUGCAUGUGAGAACAAUGCCACCCAAGAGGAACAGAAAGCGGCUAGGUACUCGGGGUGAGGGAAGUGGAGACUCUGGGGUUGGGAUGUUUGAAAGGAAUGAUGCUGUGCAGGAGCAGAAGAAAGAGAAGAUUAGACUGUUCAUGCAGGACUUUGUGCAGCAAGGAAAAGACCGAUUAGCUGAGUUAAAGAAAGAUCUGGAAUCUUUGAGCACUACAGCAGAUAAAGCUUUGGAAGUGGAGCUCUUGAAGAUGCCCCUGGCUAUCCGGCACAUGAAAGUACAAGACUAUCUCAGCUUAAUGGGAGGUGACAAGACUGCUGUUGCCGCAGCUGCAGUGAAGCUUGACUGUUCUGUUGAUGAACUCUCUGAGCCAAAACUAGUCAGAAAAAGCAGUAAGAAGGUUAAGGUCACCACAAAUGUAGAAUAUCAGGAUGACAUAAGAACAAAAGUGAUGACAACGACAGGGAAGACAAGGACUGUACAAAAGGUGCCAAAAAGCAAAUCUAUGCUUUCACUUACCGGUAAAAACAGCAAGAAAACUACAGCUCUCACCAGGUCUGUAUCUGCCACACCUAUAGACAAAGCUUCUAAAAAGUUAUUGGUAACCAAUUCAUCCAGCAAACCAGCUCAGCGCUCAUCAAGAACAGCAAUGACUCCACUCUCCCGUUCUGCCCGGAGUGAUGCCGUUUUUUCCUUUGGAGAUGGUACAUUUUUGGAUGAAGGUGUCCCUUUUGUUAAAAUACCACUGGCUGAUGGGCAGACUGUGUUUUCAGCUGGAGAUGACUUGGACAGUCUAAAUGUGGAACUACUGAGAGGAGAUACAGUGCAGCACAUUCACAACCUGGUGGGCCAGCUAACUAACUUAUGUGCAAAAGCUUCCAUUCAGCAGCAUGGCAAUACCCUCUGACUUUUACUAAUCACAUGGAAUUUUUGUUGAAUGUUUGUUUUCCACCACAAGUUCUAUUAAGUAUUAAUGUCUGCUUUUUGUACUUUUAUCUGUAAUUGUUUUGUGUACUAAUAAAAACACACACUUUAAAGA